Anopheles darlingi is the source of this 3105-nucleotide messenger RNA. RefSeq names its product actin-binding protein IPP. The record is from RefSeq and is a predicted model, not a curated record. Gene Ontology annotation, molecular function: protein binding. The transcript has 4 exons. NCBI's taxonomy places the organism in Eukaryota, Metazoa, Arthropoda, Insecta, Diptera, Culicidae. Bases 826 to 2760 code for a protein of 644 amino acids.
ACGCGAGUGAAUCUGAGAGAGAAUCGGUCGCUAAUCUCGGACUAAACUGGCGAGCACGGAGUGCCAAAUGCCCCCAGUAGUCCGCGGUGUUGGUCCAGGGAAUCGGUGAAGAAGUACAACAACAGCAGCCAAGGAAUCCGAUAGCACAUCAUUGUUUCGCGGAAGAAGAAACGUAGCAAAAGACGAACAACCAGCCUGCAUCCCUUCGCCCGAGUAUGCAGUGCUAGUGCAGACACACACAAUUGCUGCAAUUCAUUUGUCUCGUUUAAGUGAAAGGGGUGCGUGUGGGUGGGCGAGCAAUGGCUACGGUCAUUCAUUAAAAGGGAAAAGACCAACCUCCCUCUCCGUGGCCCGCGAUGGUAGGCUUGAUUAGCCAGCCUUCAGCAGCAGCAGCACUAGCAGAGUGAGGGCAAACAAGUCGACCUUUUCCAAAGCAACGACCGACACCCAUCGCACGCCAUUAUUGAUGGGAUGCUGCCGCAGUGAUGUGCUGUGAUCGUUUUCCGUGUUAAUCAGUGCGUGUAGUUUGUCCGAGAGCGUCGGGCAGCCGAAAUCUACCUAGGGCCACAACACGAAUUGCUACGAAAAGUGUUAACUCGCAACCAGAGGAGACAGCAAAUAGAGUGCCAAGUGCUGGUGGAAAGUGGAAGAAGAACUUGUUCUGGUUCUCCAUUCAUCAGAACAAACCGGAGAACAAUCCGUAGUUUCGGAUGUGUUGAUUAUCAAUCGACGCUUGCCGGAACAUCCCGUAGGCCAAAGAUAGUUAAAGGUACCAAAGGAAUAAUUCCUGCAGCCAACGAAACCAAAACGCGUAAGCAACAAGCCAUGCCACCACUGAACAGCUUCAACGGGAACGGUGGAGAUGCCGGUGGUGAGGGAGCAGGAGGUGAAGGAGGAGGAGGAGGAGGCCGAGGAGAAAGAGUUGGAUGUGGAGAUAUUAUCUGCUCGUUGGGUUCCGUACCCGCUGGACAAUCGACAUCCAUUGUCGCGUCAAAUGAUCUUUCGCAGACAACUGGUGGUUCCGGCGGGGGCAACACAACAACCACUAAACCCAGGUUCUCCUGUCCACAUUACGCACAGAAGGUGCUACUGAACCUGAACGCACUGCGGCUCGAUAAAAGGUUUUGUGAUGUUGAAAUUCGUGCCAGCGGAACUACGGUGCACGCCCAUCGGGCGGUGUUGAGCGCGAGUUCGGCAUACUUCGAGGCGAUGUUCCGACCGGAGCUGGGCCUCAGCGAAGGCAAGCAGCGCUCCGUUACGCUACACUCGAUCCGGGCCGACAUUCUGGAACUGCUGAUCGGCUUCGUCUACACGGGUCAGAUUGAAAUCGAACAGAGCAACGUGCAGGAGCUGCUGGCGGCCGCCGAUAUGCUGCAGGUACCGGAGGUGGUCGACGGAUGCUGUGAGUACCUGUGCCGCGAGCUGCACUCAUCGAACGCAUUGGGUAUUCUGCGGUUCGCUGAAGCCCAUAACUGUCGCCAGUUGGCCGAAGUGGCGUCCAACUUUGUUUACAGUAACUUCCCAAAGGUCGCACUCGAGGACGAGCUGCUGGAUGUACCAUACGCGCUGCUUGUCAAGGUGAUCUCAUCGGAAGCACUGCGGGUCGAUAGUGAGCAUCAGGUGUUUAAUGCGGCAUUGCGUUGGAUCCGCCAUGAUGUCGUCCCACGGCGACAGUACGUGUUCGAGAUAUUGUCGCACGUGCGCAUCGCCCUCGUUCCCGUUUCGUUGAUCGACCAGGCAAUCGGAGAAUGCCGGGAUGUUUCGCUGAAGAUAGCGUUACGCUCCGUACGCAAGGAUCUGACAUCGCGACGGGGGCAGCUUGUACCGUUGCGCGUCUGUCCGCGCGUGUGCGCCAAAAAGAGCAUCUACGUAAUCGGCGGAUCACGCCGGGAACAAUCGGCCGGCUGGACGCCGACGGAUUGGAUUUUUGAGUCCGUUAUCAAGUAUGAUAUCUUUGCCCGCGAAUGGACGGAAUCGGCACCGAUGGAGAUUGGCCGGAUAUUGCCCGGUGUUGCGGCACUCGGUGGCAAGAUCUACGUGAUCGGUGGCGAGCGCGGUAGCCAGAUACUGGCGAAUGGGGAAGUGUAUGACACGCAGAACAACAACUGGGAACCGAUGGCACCGAUGAAUGUGCCGCGCUGUGAGUUUGGACUCUGCACGCUCGGUGGUACACUGUAUGCGAUGGGUGGUUGGAUCGGCGAAGACAUCGGUGGUUCGAUCGAAUGCUACGAUCCGAUGCGCAACUCAUGGCGUAUGGUAGGCGAUUUACCCGAGCCCAAGUUCAGCAUGGGUGUCGUGAGUUUUGAAGGCCUGAUCUACAUCGUCGGUGGAUGCAAUACUCACUCGAGAUAUUUAACGGAUCUUAUAAGCUAUAAUCCGGUGACUAACGAAUGGACAAAGCUUGCCCGCAUGCAGACGGCCCGCUGCCAGAUGGGGGUAGCCAUUCUAGAUCGGCAUCUGUAUGUCGUCGGUGGCAAUAGCAGCCAGCAGGAGGUACUGCGUACCGUUGAGCGUUACAGCUUCGAUGAGGACAAGUGGUCUAUGGUUUCUCCGAUGACGGUACGCCGUUCGAGCCCUGCCGUGGCUGCUGCUGAUGGGCUGUUGUACGUCGCUGGCGGUGAUCAACCGUGCGAAAUUAACUUCUAUCGUGCCCAGAUCACGAUCACCUCGUUCGAGUGCUACGACCCGAUCGCCGAUCAGUGGAAAGUCUGUCCGGAUCUGCCGACCAGCCGCUCUGAAGCUGGUGCAGUUGUCGUAUAGAUAUAAGCAGAAUCCCAGCAGCACAGUAUUCUCAUAUCUUCUUCCAUCCAUCGAUUUGACGCCGUAUAGUAAACAAGCGAACGAACAUGUUCCGGAACGUUUCGAAUAUUGUACAUGUGCUCCCUCCUUUCCUGUAUCGCGUGUGGAAGGGUAAGGGAGCGCAUUUUUGGAAUCUUGUCUAUAAACAACAGCAGCGACGAAGUAGAUCAGGGAGAGCUGCUUGGCGUUUGUCUUAUACUCAGCCAUUCUUUGCUAUUGCUGUAGCACUCUUGGUUUCCGUUCGCAUGUCAUCGCGGCAGUCAAUCCGUUUCUAAUUGUUGCAAUAAAGAACUAUUUUAUCAGAAA